Hevea brasiliensis (rubber tree) is the source of this 997-nucleotide messenger RNA. Its product is annotated as citrate-binding protein-like. The transcript has 2 exons. The record is from RefSeq and is a predicted model, not a curated record. Bases 112 to 828 code for a protein of 238 amino acids. Lineage: Eukaryota; Viridiplantae; Streptophyta; Magnoliopsida; Malpighiales; Euphorbiaceae.
AGGCACAUUCAUUUUAGCCACAGAUUGUGCUCCGUCCAUGUUAUAAAUUGCCUUAGCUAAGCUUCUUUUGCACAUCAUCUCUUCAAUUAGGUCUGCUCUUUCUCUAAAGCAAUGAUCACUACUGCUACUUUAUACAGUACAGGUUUUCUUGUACUAAUACUCUUCUAUUGUGUGGUUGGCUGCUCUACAGCAGAGGAUCCAACUCAAGGCUUCGCAGAACUUCCCUUUAACUCAUCUUAUUACUAUAUACAGAAGCCUUAUGAUUUAGAUGUAAGCAAACGAUAUAGCUUUGUGAAUGGAACCCACCAGCUAUGGGUCUACUCCACUGACAAGCCUUUGGCCAGAAGUAGUCCCACCAGGCCUCGAACAGAAGUCAUAAUCAACGGAUAUAAUUACACUUCUGGUGUUUGGCAAUUCGAAGGAAAUGCAUACGUACCAUCUGGUACAUCUGGUGUGUGUAUAAUGCAAGUGUUUGGAGCUGAUCCAAAUGCCACCAUUACGACAACCUUAAUGCUUAGAGUCUACUCUGGCAAUUUAACCUACUACACUGAUCCAGUGAUUGUCCCACAAAUCUACGACAGAUGGUUCAGAGUUAAUGUGAUUCAUGAUAUGGAUGCCUCCAAUGUUAAGGUUUAUGUUGAUGGGUUUCUGUCAUAUCAGGGAUCUGGGCGUGGAGGAGCUUUCCAUUUCUUCAAAUUUGGAGUCUAUGCACAGAAAAAUGAUUCUGAUUACAUGGAGUCUCGUUGGAAAGAAAUCAAGAUUUUUAAGAAAAUUGUUCAUGCUUCUCACAAGAAGCAUCACUGCAAAAAGAAUUUGGAAUUCAAUUAAAAAUUUGGGUUUCAAAUGCGAAUUCCAAUAAAUUAGAAUAGGCACAACAAUAAGUUGAGAAAAGCGUAUUAUAUAGCUCAUUCGAGGAUAUAUGUGUGUAAGGACGACGGACUUAUUUGAAUGAAAUUUUUAUUAAUAAGGACUAAAUAAAAACUUUGCAAUUCACUCA